Molecule: messenger RNA, 393 nt
Organism: Sinocyclocheilus anshuiensis
Lineage: Eukaryota; Metazoa; Chordata; Actinopteri; Cypriniformes; Cyprinidae
Product: UPF0686 protein C11orf1 homolog
Biological process (GO): flagellated sperm motility
Cellular component (GO): nucleus
Source: RefSeq, a predicted model, not a curated record
AUGUCCAAUAAAAGCAAGGAGUUUUCUUUGGUGAGAAAAUGCCCUGCUUUUCAUCACAUGCUUCGGGCGUCUAGGCAAGCUGAGGUCUGGUAUGAUUUCACCGACGAGGAGAAAUUUUGUCAGUAUGGUUGGCGAUGUUCAACGAAUGAAGACUCAUAUUCAAAUUCCACCCUCACUGGUAACAACUGGUCGGAAGAGAGGUUAGACACUCGCCGCACUGUGGCGUUACGACGCCCCCUUCCGCAUCAGUUCUCUCACUACUUUGACACCACAUAUUAUUCCAGCUAUAAGAAGGAUGACGUUCGGCCAAUUUACACAACCCCAAAGAGGGAGUCAAGAAGUUUCCCUGGCCACCAACCAGAACUGGAUCCUCCACACACAAAGAAAAUCUGA